AUGGACCCCGAGGUCGAGAUCAGGACGAUCGAGCUCGCUUUCGGCUGGCCCCUGCUUCUGCUGGCCAUGAGAAUAUGUGGUGCAGGACCUAUCCACUCGGCCGCCGUCGAGGGCCCGCGACCCCGUAACCCCGUUAACCCCGCGAUGGACAGGCGGGCGCUGGAAGCGAUAGGGACGGGGUGGCAUCGGAGUUAG
Messenger RNA from Colletotrichum higginsianum IMI 349063, 195 nucleotides. RefSeq lists its product as uncharacterized. NCBI's taxonomy places the organism in Eukaryota, Fungi, Ascomycota, Sordariomycetes, Glomerellales, Glomerellaceae. Bases 1 to 195 code for a protein of 64 amino acids. The record is from RefSeq and is a predicted model, not a curated record. The transcript has a single exon.